Messenger RNA from Xenopus laevis (African clawed frog), 1282 nucleotides. RefSeq lists its product as uncharacterized. Lineage: Eukaryota; Metazoa; Chordata; Amphibia; Anura; Pipidae. The transcript is spliced from 5 exons. The record is from RefSeq and is a predicted model, not a curated record. Bases 24 to 1112 code for a protein of 362 amino acids.
AUUCCCUAACAUUGACAAGGCGAAUGGCCAAUCACCAACAGCCACAUCAUAGCCCAGCCCACCAACCGGCUCGUGCAACAACACUGUCCUACCCACAACACCAUUGUCCCUCCCCUGUGAUGUCAUUGGCCAGCCCCCUGCCCGGAGAUCACAUGGAUGAAAGGUGGAAACCUGUGUUGAUAACCUGGAUUCCCAGACCUGUUCUUUUUUGUACCUUUGUGCAGCAGAAGAAUAGUGAGAGCAGCACAAGGCCCUCAUUUUCAACAACGAUGGGUCUCAGGUGCCAUUUUUCAUUCCUCAGGCUGAUCAUCGGACUCUUGGUUUAUUGCUGUGAUUCUACACCAGCUUUGAACAUAACCAAGUUCACCCUCUUCAGACACGAGAUGACACUGCAGACAAACGUGUCUGCCCUUAUUCCUUGUAUGUUUCAAUCCGACCAGCCAAUCGAUCCCGUUCUACUGGAGCUGCAAUGGGGCAAAAUUCCUGUAGACGGAGGAAGAUACACCCCUCUAAUCUUCAUGUAUGGCGACGGGAUCAAAAUUCUGCUUGAGACAAAGCACAAAUAUGAUCUUUUUGAUUCCCUUCUACCCACUGGGAACUGCACUUUGAUCAUCACUCCCAACAGCAUGGCGGACAGUGGAAUAUAUGAAGUCUAUUUGAAAGUAAAUGGGGAGAUAUAUGAACCAACUUUUAAUAUCAGUAUUACAGUUUUGGACCUCAUUGAACCUUCAGGUGUGUCACAGGCAUUAGACCCCUGGAAAGGUGGGAAAGAUGCAGAAAAAGAAGAAACAAAAGCAAUGACCACAUCAACCCCUAUAAUGACAACGAUAAUGAUGACUGCAGAGCCAAUGCCAAUUACCAUCGAAGAUUAUUUAGAUUCAGUUAUUUUCAGGAACCUUAGAGGCAACAGCAGUGAUUUAUUUGACUCACUUAUCGUCUCAAAACUAAAAGGACAUGAAAGGACGUCAGUUAUUGUGGCAAUGGCUGUCCUAUCAUUUCUUCUCUUAACCUCACUGAUAUCACUGGUUGGAUGCUCAUUGAGAUUUCAAGAGAUGAAUCUCAAUCUUCUGAGGGGGAGGAUGAUGAUGAUGAUGAAGAAGAAGGGGAAGUGAUGUUCUGUCAAUCAGAUGAUGAGAACUGAUAAAGGCAGAGAGUAACUUCCCCCAUGAACCAAUGACUUGAGAAAGUAAAGCAGGAAAGGAAAGAGAACUUGAGAGCAGUUAUAGGGGCAGCAGGCUCUUUCUACUGUAAAAUAUUUUAAUAAAACCAUUUUUUUCAUUGA